Molecule: messenger RNA, 2246 nt
Organism: Rhagoletis pomonella (apple maggot)
Lineage: Eukaryota; Metazoa; Arthropoda; Insecta; Diptera; Tephritidae
Product: translation initiation factor eIF-2B subunit epsilon-like
Exons: 6
Coding region: 76-2133 (685 amino acids)
Biological process (GO): biosynthetic process
Cellular component (GO): eukaryotic translation initiation factor 2B complex
Molecular function (GO): translation initiation factor activity; guanyl-nucleotide exchange factor activity; translation initiation factor binding
Source: RefSeq, a predicted model, not a curated record
UCGAUAUAUUCGAGGAUUUCUUAUCCAUGCGCAGAAUAGUUUUCCGUAAUAUUUUUUGAUUUAUGCUGUUUAAAAAUGAAUCAGUUUGGGGAAAAAGAAGUCAUACAAGCCAUUCUUAUUGCGGAUAAUAAUGUGGAGCAGCUGCAACCAUUUUCCGCCGAAAAUUCAACGGCGCUGUUGCCUUUGGUGAAUGUGCCACUAUUAGAUUACGCUUUGGACGCUCUCAACCGCAGUGGCAUUGAAGAAGUGUUCGUCUACUCAAGCCUGCAGUUGCAAAGUGUGCGGGAACAUAUCAAAAAUGGUAUUGCAUCACUCAGUUCAUGGUCAAUAAACAUGACAGUGCACGUGAUUGGCGGAGAAGGAUGUCGUUGCUUUGGUGAUGCUAUGCGCGAUUUAGAUGCGAAGGCUUUGAUUCGUGGAAACUUCAUUUUGCUCGGCGCGGAUACGGUGACCAAUGCAAAUUUACGGCCAAUAUUUGAGCAACACAAAAAAACUGUUAAAUAUGACAAAGGCGCCGCCGCUACGUUGGUCUUUAAAGAGGCCGCCACAUGCAACGUACGCACAGGCAACGAAAUCAUGAUUGCUGUUGACCAGCAGAACAAUCGGCUUCAUCAUCACCAAAGGUUGCGACUACAUAGCAAGGAGUCACAAUUUGAGGUGCCGCUGGAAGUAUUCCUUUAUAAUUCUGAAAUGGCGCUAAUGCAUAAUUUAAUUGAUCCACAAAUCGCUAUCGGGUCACCAUCUAUGCUUUCUUUAUUCAGCGACAAUUUCGAUUUCGAAACACGAGAUGACUUCGUACGUGGUAUUUUAAUUAACGAGGAAAUUCUCGACAGUCGUAUAUAUGUUUCGUUGUUGCCGCGUGGACAGUAUGCACGGAAGGUGAAUAACUGGCUUACUUACUGCAUGGUUAGCCAGGAUGUAAUGAACCGCUGGGCGUACCCACUUGUUCCCGACAUGGGGUUAAAUUGUCUUGCUCAGCAAUAUGUAUAUCUAAAAAAUAAUAUAUACAAGAGUCCUAAAGCAACGGUGAUAAAAGCAACGUUGAGAGAAAAUGUAGCCGUGCAAGCAGGCAGCCAGAUAGAAGCAGGCACAACAGUGAGCUGCAGCGUUAUUGGCAAAAACUGUAAAAUCGGCAAAAAUUGUGUGCUUUCAAAUGUCUUUCUUUUGGAUAGUGUGAACGUCGCCGAUGACUGCAAGUUAGAUUGCUGUGUAAUAGGCUUUGGCUCAAAGAUUGGCGCCGGAACUGUGCUCACUGAAGGUGCUGUAGUGGGCGAAAAAUGCGUUAUACCUUCAGGAAAAACUCUAAAAAAUGUAAUUGUAAAAAAUGCUGUGGACGAUUACGGUAAGUUAGCUCUUUCCUUAGACACGAGUGGCGACACAUUUUCUUGUAUUACAAUAGAUGAAUUGGUGGAGAAGCUGGGAGAGAAAGCUUUCAUAAUAGAAGAUAAACACGAUACACAACCUACAUAUGCAUCCGAUUCAGAAGAUGAUGCGCUGCCGGCUGCAGCUACAGGCAUACCAAAAGUUUCUAAAGUGCCAACUACCUGCGACGAGAGCGACUACACAUCGAGCAGCGAUGAUGAUGAGUCCCGUUCAGUAACACCACUCGUCGAUGAUACAAAUAUAUUUUUGGCGGAAGUGAUGGAUUCACUGGCUCGAGGUUUCCAAGAGAAAUCCAACCCAGACUUCCUUAUCCUGGAAAUCAAUUCAUCGCGGUACGCGUAUAAUAUGUCACUCAAGGAAGUGAAUUUCUACGUGGUGAAAGCGAUAUUCAGUCUUCAAGAUAUCAAAGAGCCUGCAAAUCAAAAUGUUCUUGUUGCCAUCAACAAUGUUCUGAAGCAAUUGGGACCAGUCAUGUCGAAUUAUAUAAAAACCGAAGACGCCAUGUUAGAGUGCCUAAAGGCAUUAGAAGACAUUUAUGAGGAGAACGAAUAUGUUCGCAGCAAGAUAUCCAAAGUUGUACACUACUUGUAUGAUAAGGAUUUCGUAAGCGAAGAAGCUAUCAUUGCAUGGUAUGAUCAACUCGAUGCUGAAGACCACCACGCUUUACGUCAGAGUCUGAAAGAGCUCAUCGAAUGGCUCAAUCAAUCGAGCGAAGAAGAGGAUGACCACGAUGAGGAGGAAAGUGAUUAGAAGAGUGAUGAACUGCUAAGAAAUUUUAAGUUUAUGUUUUAUUUUUUAUAAAUAUAAAGAAUUCAACACACAAAAGAAUCGACAAACAAAACCAAUAAACUAAAUAAAAAAAC